This is a messenger RNA of Solanum dulcamara, 1221 nucleotides long. RefSeq names its product 3-methyl-2-oxobutanoate hydroxymethyltransferase 1, mitochondrial-like. The record is from RefSeq and is a predicted model, not a curated record. The transcript has 5 exons. NCBI's taxonomy places the organism in Eukaryota, Viridiplantae, Streptophyta, Magnoliopsida, Solanales, Solanaceae. Gene Ontology annotation, biological process: pantothenate biosynthetic process. The coding region runs from base 44 to 1108 and encodes 354 amino acids. Gene Ontology annotation, cellular component: mitochondrion. Gene Ontology annotation, molecular function: magnesium ion binding; 3-methyl-2-oxobutanoate hydroxymethyltransferase activity.
ACCGAUGGAUCAAUUGCUUAUGUGAACAUACCCAUUAUUGGAAAUGGUGUUUUUUCCUUCAAUUUCAAGAGCAAUUUCAUCUUCAUUGAGAAAAACUAGGCAUAUCCAUUAUGGGAAAUUGCGGUUGUUGAGCAAUAUUCCUGAGAACACAGUGUACGGUGGACCAAAACCCCAAAACCCAAAUCAAAGAGUAACCCUAACUUCGUUGAGGCAAAAGUAUAAGAAGGGUGAACCGAUAACAAUGGUGACGGCUUACGAUUACCCAUCAGCUGUACAUAUAGAUAUGGCUGGAAUUGAUAUAUGUCUUGUGGGUGAUUCUGCAUCUAUGGUGGUUCAUGGUCAUGAUACUACUUUACCCAUUACCAUUGAUGAGAUGCUUGUUCAUUGUAGAGCUGUUGCUAGAGGUGCUAAUGCCCCUCUUCUUGUUGGUGAUUUGCCUUUUGGCACUUAUGAGUCUAGUACUAAACAGGCAGUUGAUACAGCUGUUAGAUUUCUAAAGGAAGGAGGAAUGGACGCGAUUAAGUUGGAAGGUGGGGCACCAUCGAGAAUUACAGCAGCUAAAGCUAUUGUCGAAGCAGGGAUUGCUGUAAUAGGGCAUGUGGGAUUAACACCUCAGGCGAUCAGUGUCCUUGGUGGAUUUAGGCCUCAAGGCAGAAACAUUGAUAGUGCAGUCAAGGUUGUGGAAACUGCCAUGGCAUUGCAGGAAGUAGGGUGCUUUUCUGUUGUUUUGGAAUGUGUGCCUGCACCUGUGGCUGCAGCAACAACAUCUGCUCUUCAGAUCCCCACUAUUGGAAUCGGUGCUGGGCCUUUCUGCAGUGGUCAGGUGCUAGUUUAUCAUGAUCUUCUUGGGAUGUUGCAACACCCGCACCAUGCCAAGGUUACUCCUAAGUUCUGUAAGCAGUUUGGACAGGUUGGAGAUGUUAUCAACAAAGCUCUUCUGGAAUACAAGGAAGAAGUAACUAACGGUAAAUUUCCUGGCUCUGCUCACAGCCCAUAUAAGAUUGGCGCAGCCGAAAUGGAUGGUUUCUUAAACGAGUUACAGAAGUUGGGUUUCAAUGAUGCAGCUUCAGCAGCAGCUGCUGCCGCUGAAAAGAUUCAGACAAGCUAAUUUACCCCCACCCCCUCCCCCCCCGCCCUGAUUGAGCCUUGUUUGGAUGGUUGUUACCCGCUAUAUUCUAUUAUAUUGUUAAUUUAAAUAAAAUGUUUGUUUUCAUUGUUAAA